Brugia malayi is the source of this 1020-nucleotide messenger RNA. RefSeq lists its product as uncharacterized. The coding region runs from base 1 to 1020 and encodes 339 amino acids. NCBI's taxonomy places the organism in Eukaryota, Metazoa, Nematoda, Chromadorea, Rhabditida, Onchocercidae. The record is from RefSeq and is a predicted model, not a curated record. The transcript has 9 exons.
AUGGAUGGUAGCAUUGUUGAUAAUAAGCUUAAUAUGUCGCUGGAUGAUAUAAUAAAAAGAGAACGUAAAGCGAAGCAGCGACAACAAGAUAGUGGUAUGCAAGGGUUAGGAACAAAACGUGUGGUACCAAAGCGCACUAACAUUAAGAGGGGCAAACGAGCAAUCACACGUAGAAACCGCCAGCAAACUGUUGCAAAUGGUGGACUUUCAGCAGCAACUACGAUGAAAGUUGUCAAUAGACUUGUCAACAAAGCGAUUCGACGACGAGCCAAUCAGUCACUUAUAAAUCGUGCGGUGACAUUGCGUCGUCGCGUUCUUCGACGGAAUUCUGCUGUGAGACCAGCCGUGAACGGAUUACGUGCGCGGAGACAAACAGCAGUUGUUGGAUCACGCCUUGUAGGCCGUUUAUCAGGUGUUAGUCAACGCUCUCGAGUAAUUGGUGGAAAUCCCAGAAGAAAUGUGCGCAGACAGCCAGUAGUCUUCACUUCACCUCAGUUGGUACGUGGUCGAGGAUUAUCACAUAUGGGUCAACUUGUAAGUGAUAGUGAAGCAUUCAUGGUUGGGCAACGCGAAAUUGUUCGUCCAGUGCUUCAACAGAAGAUGUUACGUCGUGAGAUGGUGGCUGCACAUCCACAUCGUGAAGUUGUCGUGCAGCGCCGUACACGUCCAGUGAUAGUUGAACAACAGCCCAUAAUUAUUCGUCGUGGAGGGAUACGUAAACGAGCUGUUUUGAAUGAACCAAGUGUCGUCGUUGUAAGAAAUGCGCCACCGCAGGUUCAUUUCCGCACACAACCUGAAUUUGGACGUGUUCAGCGUGCUGUCGACGUGCUACCGCGUAACCGCCUAAUUCGCAAAACGCCAUAUGUUGUCAACCCAAAUGCUGUGCAGAUGCGUAAAGCAUUGGGGAUUGGUUUACGAAGAUCGGAGCCACAGCGUUUCGAGUCAAGCAACACGUUUCUCCAGCGUAUACCUGUAACAAGUCGUCGAGGACGUGGUUUCCAGAAUAUGAUUUACAAUUAA